Molecule: messenger RNA, 457 nt
Organism: Prorocentrum cordatum
Lineage: Eukaryota; Dinophyceae; Prorocentrales; Prorocentraceae
Source: the annotation of a GenBank genome assembly
GGAGCUGUGUGCGGCCGCCAUCGCCCAUACCAGCGGCACCGAGAGUGCGUCUGGCUUUGACCUCGGCUUCAUGCCAUGCGACGAGGCGGACAGCCAGCAGCUCUUCCAGUUCGUCGCCAAGCUGGGCGGCUUCGAGGUGCGGGUGGGGGCCAAGAACUGUCUGGACUCCGCAAGCGGCUCCAGCAUCCUGGUGUACCCCUGCUACGACGAGUCCGUCCACAACAUGAACCAGAUCUGGCACGUCGAGGGCGGCCGGCUGGAGUGGAAGGGCAGGCUCGGCCCCAGGUGCCUGGAUCUGGAGCUGCUGGAGGAGGAGCAGGACGAGUACGCGGGCGGACACUUCGCCCUGCAGACCUGCACGCCGAAGGAGGGGCAGAGGUUCCAGAUGCCGUGGCCAGGACGUCCUGGAAGACGGCACCUUCGUGCUGCGGGACCCGGACCUUGGAACCUGCCUGGG